GCAUCUUUCAUCUUGCUCGAAACAACAAAACAAGUCCUUCGAACCCCCGCACUCGAACUUCGCGAGAACCUAAGAAGUCCACCAACCUGAAGGUCACAAUUAGUUCAAUUUCGUGGUCUUUUCGAUCUAACAGCUGCACCAGCGCUUCGACCGCAAUACCGUCCACCUUCUCUGUCUAUCAGCAAACGAUUAUCACCAGUCUCAAUAUUUCAGCCAUCCAUCUCUAUUCGCGACACGAUGUCAGGUAUUGUCGAGUCAGUCCAGGCCAAGGCCCAGGAAGUCGCGAAAGAGGACUAUGACCGCGCCAAAGCCCUGAUCAAUGAUGCUGCAAAGAGCGGGUCCUACUUGUAUCCCAUCAAGGGAAUCUUCUACUUCUUGAGCCAUCGCAGCCUUUGGAAGCCCCUCCUCAAGAAGCUGGCCCCUAUUGUGACGCUUUCUGUCGGAGUGGUAACGGGCAUGUUCUUCUUUACCUACGUGCCGCAACUCGCUCUUAUGACUUUCGUCAACGGGCCGCUCGCAGUCCUCACCACAGCAGUGCUCGUUUUGAACGAGAGCUCUGCAGUCAUUUCAUUCCUUUCCAGGAACUUCGUCAUGCAGGAUGCCCUCUUGGACACCUUUGACGGCACCCUGAUUUCCAGGGACGCUACCAAUCUUGUCAGUGAAGGCAGAGAGCUGAAGUCGGGCAGGGAUCCCAUUCAAAGACUGGGAAAAGUUCUCAAGAAUCCUUUCCAGCGUUUCAGCCCCAAGGCGUUGAUCCGAUAUGUCAUGUACUUGCCGCUUAACUUCAUUCCAGUUGUCGGCACGGUAGCAUUCAUCGUCUUGCAAGGACGCUCUCGCGGCAGCACGAUUCACGACCGGUACUUUCAACUCAAGCGAUGGUCCCCAAACCAAAAGGCGGAGUGGCUUUCGAAGCAUACAGGCCCAUACUUAGCCUUCGGUGUUCUGGCAACGCUCCUUGACAUGAUUCCGGUUGCUUCCGUGUUCUUCUCGUUCACAAACGCCGUUGGUGCGGCGCUCUGGGCGGCCGAUAUCGAACAUAAGGAGACCGAGAUGACCAAUGGCACUGCUCCUGGUCUUCGUGAAGCAGCGAAGAAAGCCGAGUGAGAUGGUACCAGAUCGAAAUUGAUUAAUGUAUCACACAGAGGCACAUCCCUGAGUGGGAGGUAUCUUUAACUUGACACAGUUGGUCAAUUCGGAGGUGGUGUUGCAUGUUGCAUCUGCUUGGCCGAAGAGGUACGGCAUUUUGACAGCGCAGGAUGCUGUGCGACCAGUUCAAGCCCUCGCUCGAAUCCGACUUGCAGACUUUUCCUGCAAGAUUUUUGGUCAAAAACUUUCCUCCGCCUCUUCAUUUCGGAGUACUGGAUGGUUAGGACAUCAUUUCCACUCGGCAAUUGCCUCACCACCCUGAAUACGAGAAUAACCAAGUCUUAACUCCAUGAGAAUUCCAGUGUUCAGCGUGGCUUUCGAGUGAAUAUCCCAAAUCAAGCCUCAAGAGUGAAAACUGUCUUGAACUGGAGCAGAG
Molecule: messenger RNA, 1522 nt
Organism: Neurospora crassa OR74A
Lineage: Eukaryota; Fungi; Ascomycota; Sordariomycetes; Sordariales; Sordariaceae
Exons: 8
Coding region: 238-1104 (288 amino acids)
Cellular component (GO): prospore membrane; lipid droplet; ascospore wall
Source: RefSeq, a predicted model, not a curated record